Heteronotia binoei (common prickly gecko) is the source of this 1013-nucleotide messenger RNA. Its product is annotated as RNA-binding protein EWS-like. Bases 282 to 710 code for a protein of 142 amino acids. The record is from RefSeq and is a predicted model, not a curated record. NCBI's taxonomy places the organism in Eukaryota, Metazoa, Chordata, Lepidosauria, Squamata, Gekkonidae. The transcript is spliced from 5 exons.
AGACAGGGAGGGAAUCCGUUCGAGAAAGAGGCAUCCUUUCCUAACACCCCCACCCCAUUCCCGGACGGGGGGGACCGAUGCACUGAGACAGUCCUGCUCCAGGCCCGCGUGGGAAUUCCGCAGGGAAGACUCGGCCGGAACUGCCUCCCUGGCGCGACGGCUGCAGCCAGGAUGCGAGAACUGCCUGUUGCUGCUGCUAGGAGAAGCUUCGCGCAUGCGCGACCGGGCGUCAGAAAGAGCGGGAGAAAGGAGACGGUUGAGGCGCUGGCGAGGGGAAGAAGAUGGCGUCCGACGGUUCAUUCCCGAGCAGAGGUGGGCAGGGAGGAGGAGACUGCGGCGGAAUGGGAUAUGAGGAGAGCUCUUAUUCUGAGGAGAGCACCUUUAGUCAGGAAAGCAUCUAUGUUGAACACAGUUGCUAUGUGGAGGAGACAAGGUACAGGCAGCAGCCCCCCCCUCCAACUGGAUCAUACAGCCAGGCUCCAAGCCAGGAAAGCCAGCAGAUCAGCAGAUAUGGGCAACAAAACCCUGGCAUGAGAGAAGGCAGAGGACGCCUCAUGGAUCGUGGUGGCUUUGGAGGUCACCGAGGAGGACCUGGGGGCCCACCCAGACCGCUUAUGGAGCAAAUGGGAGGCAGAGGCGGCAGACGUGGAGGACCAGGAAAAGUAGACAAGGGAGAGCAUCGCCAGGAGCGCAGAGACAGGCCCUAUUAGGGGCAGCCGACCCCCUUCCCCCUACAGGACUGCAUUUACUACCAGAUUUAUUUUUUAAACCAGAAAAUGUUUUAAAUUUAUAAUUCCAUAUUUAUAGUAUUUUUCACCAUUUGUGGAGAAACAUUAAAACAAAGUUAAAUGGUAGUGUGCCGAGUUAUUUUUUUCCUUUCUUCCUUUUUUUAAAAUAUGGUUGUUUAACUAAAAAAAAAUGAGAAACUGUUGUUGUGAGCAGGAGGAGGAAAACUAACUGUACAUUGUUAAUGGUUGUGAUGUUUUUUAAAUAAAAUUGCAAAUGUUUAUAAA